GCCUAAUUCAACGGAUCCUUAGAAUAUUUGCUCAUACAAUGGAACCUCAAAAUACCACCAAACCAUGAAAGCUCAGUCCCUUGAUCCUCCUCCGCAAUGAACGACGCCUCCAAUUUCCUCAUCUCCGCCGCCAGCCACAGAUUCUCCGACGACGAAGAAGACGAGGACGACUUGUGCGACGUUGAGACGUGGGAAGCCCUAAGCAAGAGCUUCGGAGAGGUUCAAUCGGUGCUCGAUCGCAACCGCCGUCUGAUUCAGCAGGUCAACGACAACCACCGCUCCAAACUUCCCGAUAAUCUGGCCAAAAACGUCGCUCUCAUAUGCGAGAUCAAUGAUAACAUGUCGAGAGUCGUCGGCCUCUACUCUGGUCUCUCCGCCACCUUGUCCGCUGCCGUUCGUCGGCGGCGUGAAGGAAAUGGAAUAUUGAAAUAAUAUGUAGUCUAUACUCUUUUUUAUUGACAAACUUAGUAUGGUUGCUGACUGAAUUGCGUUGGAUGAUGAUUGUUACAGUUG
Salvia hispanica is the source of this 513-nucleotide messenger RNA. The record is from RefSeq and is a predicted model, not a curated record. NCBI's taxonomy places the organism in Eukaryota, Viridiplantae, Streptophyta, Magnoliopsida, Lamiales, Lamiaceae.